Molecule: messenger RNA, 1909 nt
Organism: Prunus mume (Japanese apricot)
Lineage: Eukaryota; Viridiplantae; Streptophyta; Magnoliopsida; Rosales; Rosaceae
Product: putative inactive receptor kinase At2g26730
Biological process (GO): protein phosphorylation
Molecular function (GO): protein binding; protein kinase activity; ATP binding
Source: RefSeq, a predicted model, not a curated record
AUGAAUCGUUUUCCCACUUGGGUACUGGCCAUUUUGAUCUUUCUCAUCAUUCCAAUGGUUAAUUCAGAAGACCAAGACUUGAAGCAACUCAAGCAAGUGCUGGUGCAAUUCAUGGACAAACUUUCACCGGGAAAUUCAGUGAGAGAUGUCAAAUGGGGUUGGAACAUGAGUUCAGACCCCUGCAGAGACCAAUGGGAGGGUGUGACAUGUGAUAAACAGAAUUAUGUGAAGAAAAUAGUUCUUGAAAUGUCCAAUUUAACUGGAGUUCUUGAUGCAAGUUCUCUCUGCAUGGUAGAGUCUUUGGGUGUUGUGAGUCUGAAGAACAACAAAAUAUCUGGUCUGCUUUCAGAAGACAUUGGAAAUUGCAGAGAUUUGACCCACUUUUAUAUAAGUGGAAAUCAGUUCUCUGGUGACCUUCCUGACUCUCUCUCACAGUUAAAUAAUUUGAAAAGGAUUGAUAUAUCCAACAAUAACUUCUAUGGUGAGCUUCCUGAUCUACCAAAGAUUUCAGGCUUGAUAUCUUUCCUUGCUCAAAACAAUCAACUUGAUGGGCAAAUACCAGAUUUUGAUUUCUCCAAUCUGAAGGUGUUCAAUGUCUCCAACAACAACUUCAGUGGUCCAAUUCCUGAUGUCAAAGGCCAACUCACAAAAGACAGCUUUUCAGGUAAUCCUAAGCUAUGUGGAAAACCACUACCAAAUACCUGCCCACCUGUCCCAACAUCUAUAAUGCCAAAGAAGAAAUCAAACAAGUCCUCAUCUAAAAAGCUUCUCAUCUUCUCAGGCUACAUAAUACUUGGCCUGGUUUUUGUAUGCUUCUUUGUGUAUAAAUUUAUAAGCAAAAAGAGGACCAGAGAACAUGAGGAAAAGGGUGGAAAUGAAAAGAUUGCAAUAGCUGAUACUGCUAGCACUGUGCCUAACACUAUUACUUCUAGUGAGUUCAAGGCUGAUGGUGUGCCUAAGACAGCAGAGUACUCAUUAACCUCUGUUGAAACUGGAAUGGUUCCACCGCUUGUAGUUCUCAUAAAUCCAUUGCUGAUGGGGUUAAGUUUUGAGGAGUUGCUUCGAGCUCCAGCUGAAUUGCUUGCAAGAGGAAAGAAUGGAAGCCUCUACAAAGUCAUGCUUGAUGAUGGGGUUAACUUGGUUGUGAAGAGGAUCAGGAAUUGUCGGAUCUCAAGCGAAGAUUUCAAGACUAGGAUGAAAAAGAUCAAUCAAGCUAAAUGUCGAAAUGUCUUGCCAGCAGUUGCAUUCUAUUGUUCCAGACAAGAGAAGCUCUUAGUAUAUGAAUAUCAACCGAAUGGCAAUCUCUUUAACCUUCUUCAUGGAUCUUCAAAUGGCCACAUAUUUGACUGGGGAAGCAGACUAAAUGUUGCAGACAUCAUUGCUGAGUCACUGGCGUUCAUGCACCAGGAGCUACGUGAAGAUGGCAUUGCCCAUGGCAACCUCAAGUCCAUGAACAUUUUGUUCAACAUGACCAUGAAGCCCUGCAUCAGUGAAUAUGGGGUAAUGGAGACUGAAAAUCAAGACCAGUCAUUCCUUUCUCCAAACAAUGGAAUUGAAAGUUCUAAUGCAGGCCAUGCAUAUAGCACAUUCAAGGAUGAUGUUUAUGGUUUUGGUGUGAUUCUUCUUGAGCUUUUGACUGGGAAGCUGGUCCAGCAAAAUGGGUUUGAUUUGCCGAGGUGGGUGCACUCAGUGGUUAAAGAGGAGUGGACUCUUGAAGUUUUUGACAAGGCCUUGAUCCAAGAAGGUGCAUGUGAAGAAAGGAUGGUGAACUUGUUGCAGGUAGCAUUGCAGUGCCUAAAUCCCUCAUCAAAUGAUAGGCCAAGUAUGAGUCGAGUUUCGAUGAGGCUAAAGUCUAUAAAAGAGGAGGAAGAGAGAUCUAUAUCUUCUGACCCAUGAAUAGAAGAAAAGA